Molecule: messenger RNA, 1467 nt
Organism: Elephantulus edwardii (Cape elephant shrew)
Lineage: Eukaryota; Metazoa; Chordata; Mammalia; Macroscelidea; Macroscelididae
Gene: ACOT7
Product: acyl-CoA thioesterase 7
Exons: 9
Coding region: 1-1152 (383 amino acids)
Biological process (GO): acyl-CoA metabolic process; palmitic acid biosynthetic process
Cellular component (GO): cytosol; nucleoplasm; extracellular exosome
Molecular function (GO): long-chain fatty acyl-CoA binding
Source: RefSeq, a predicted model, not a curated record
AUGACUCCGCCUCCUCCCCCUCCUUCCAUGGCGCCGCCCGGGCUCAUUCAUUCCGCGCGGGUCCUGCCAGACACCUGCGCUCUCCUGCAUCCGCCAGCCAUCACCACUGCCGCCGCCGCCACCGCCGCUGCCAGCAUGUCGGGCUCUGCCACCGAGGCCCCGUCUGCCAUUCAGAUCUGCCGGAUCAUGCGGCCGGAUGAUGCCAAUAUUGCUGGCAAUGUCCACGGGGGAACCAUCCUGAAGAUGAUCGAGGAGGCAGGAGCCAUCAUCAGCACCCGUCAUUGCAACAGUCAGAAUGGGGAGCGCUGUGUGGCUGCUCUGGCCCGCGUUGAGCGCACCGACUUCCUGUCACCCAUGUGCAUUGGUGAGGUGGCCCAUGUCAGCGCUGAGAUUACCUAUACCUCCAAGCACUCUGUGGAAGUCCAGGUCAACGUGAUGUCUGAAAACAUCCUCACAGGUACCAAAAAAUUGACCAACAAGGCCACCCUCUGGUAUGUUCCCCUGUCGCUGAAGAACGUAGACAAGGUCCUCGAGGUGCCCCCUGUUGUGUACUCACGCCAGGAGCAGGAGGAGGAGGGUCGGAAGCGGUACGAAGCCCAGAAGCUGGAGCGCAUGGAGACCAAGUGGAGGAAUGGGGACAUCGUGCAGCCAGUCCUCAACCCAGAACCGAACACCGUCAGCUACAGCCAGUCCAGCCUGAUCCACCUUGUGGGGCCUUCGGACUGCACCCUGCACGGCUUUGUGCAUGGAGGUGUCACCAUGAAGCUCAUGGAUGAGGUGGCCGGGAUUGUGGCUGCCCGCCACUGCAAGACCAACAUCGUCACAGCUUCGGUAGACGCUAUUAAUUUCCAUGACAAGAUCAGAAAAGGGUGUGUCAUCACCAUUUCGGGCCGCAUGACCUUCACGAGCAACAAGUCCAUGGAGAUUGAGGUCCUGGUGGACGCUGACCCCGUGGUGGACAACUCACAGCAGCGGUACCGGGCUGCCAGUGCCUUCUUCACCUACGUGUCCCUGAGCCAGGAGGGCAAGUCGCUGCCUGUGCCCCAGCUGGUGCCUGAGACAGAGGAUGAGAAGAAACGCUUUGAGGAAGGCAAAGGGCGGUACCUGCAAAUGAAGGCCAAGCGGCAGGGCCAGGCAGAGCCCCAGCCCUAGACAUCUGCCUCGUGUGGGCCUCAAGCAGCCAAUGAAGGGACCCAGAGCAUCGAAUCCCUUAGGAGUUGUCCCCUCCGCCAAAAACCCAAUUUACAUUGAGAGCUGGUGUUGUGUGAAGUGUUUGUAACGCAGUGUUAACCUAUAUACUCUGUCCUAAAAACGUAUACACCAAAGCUUAUUUAUAUCAUUCCAGUAUAAACGCUGCACAGUGUUGUCCCCACACCCAGGGCCUUCCAUGGGACCCUGGGGAUACCUCUGUCACUGUCAAGUAUGUGAGGAAUCCAGCAUCACUAAUAAAGCUUCUAUUUGGCUGGA